This is a messenger RNA of Leptomonas pyrrhocoris, 1642 nucleotides long. RefSeq lists its product as hypothetical. The transcript has a single exon. The record is from RefSeq and is a predicted model, not a curated record. The coding region runs from base 341 to 1642 and encodes 433 amino acids. NCBI's taxonomy places the organism in Eukaryota, Euglenozoa, Kinetoplastea, Trypanosomatida, Trypanosomatidae.
AGGAAGCCCUCAACGUCUCGCGUUGCGUCUUCGUUCGUACGUACUGAAACUCCUCUGUUUCUUGCCACAUUGUGCUGACAGUGACAGCUGUCGCCUGCAAGUGCGAGAAGGAGAAAGCAGACGAGAAAGAAAAGGAAACGUUUGACUGGACUCUACUAUUUAUCAUCACAUUUAUUCAAAGCGCCUUUCAUGGUACCAACGGUUUGUUGGAGAAGAACAAAAAUCUCACCAUCAGGUCUGUAAGGCAAGCAGAGAUCUGCUGUUGCGUCCAAAUUAGCUGAGCGCACAUCAUCAUCUUCAUCAAAAUAAGGUAAAGUAUACUUAGGCACACGCAAAUAAAAUGGGCUUCUUGACGAACUGGUACGAGCGCUUGGCGGAGACGAAGCAGCUGGAGUUGCUGAUGAGGAUGGGCAUGUAUGAUGAGCGAGUCUACGAGGUCGUGGAGCGCCACCGCCUCGCCCCCGACAUUAUCCAGACGCUGCCGACUCCGCUCACGGCACACUUCCUGGCGCGUGGCAUGUGCUACGACGCCAUCAAUGAAGAAGUAAUUCGCAACUUUGUGCGCAUCUGCAUGAUGCUGUCUCGCUACAACAGCGUGGAGGAGGCCUCGACCCUGGCGGAGCUCAUCGGCAACUGCGGGCUGCCGGAGCAGUACCGAAUGCAGAUGUUCAACUUUAGCGAGACGUACCGCCACAUGAUCUUAUCGCAGUCGUACUUCCCGCAGCGUGCCGUCCUUCGACUGCUGGCGUACAUCUUCUGCGAUGACUUCCUCUCGGACGCCGUGGCGCAGCUGCAAUACAAGUCCGAUAUUUUGAACCACGUCAACAAGGUGUACGUCACCACCCCUGACUUCGUGUCGUGGCGCUUCUCGGUGCGAUGCAUGGCGCUCGCCGGUGGCUUCAACGAGGACCGAUCAGACGUCGAGUACACGGAGCUGCUCACGCGUGCGGUGUCGCAGAUGGCGCCGGAGUUCCUCAGCUACUUCGUCGUCGCGUUCUUCUACGCGCGGUUCCGCUUUUACCCCCAGCGUGUCCGCGGCAUCACCCCCCGCUGGCUCGCCCGGCAGCGGGCCUGCUUCUCCGCCCUCUACUGCGCCCUGCUUGGGGUCUUCUGCAACUCGAUCUUAGAGUACCGUGUACACGAGCACCGGGUGCUCUACGAGCUGCGCAAGAGUCAGGAGCUGCGCCGCCGCCGCGGAGCCGCCCGUCGCGGGGUGGCGUACGACGCGAAUCACUACUUUGACGACCUAUCCGGCGUAACGCGGCGCGUGCACAUGAUGCAGGCGACGACGUACACCGUGACGGGCCUCGGGCUCGCCGUCUCGAUGCUGCCGCUCACCUCGGUGAGGUUCCCCAAAUUCAUGGGCGACGUCGCGUGGCGACACCCGUUUGUGCCGCGUCUCUUUCCCUCGCUGGUCGGCCUGCACGCCGCCUCGCGCUGCCUCGUUCCGUUUGUCGUGGCUCCUUUUACUGCGGUGAGUCUGGCGAAGUACGGCAACUGGGGCACCACCUUGUAUGACCGCUACGUGGAGUGGCGCAUGCGUGUGUGGCACCGCAAGGUCGACGUGGCCUUUGACACCACCACGGAGGUGAGCGACGUGGACAUCACGGGAGCUGAUAAAUUCAAGAAGAGCGAACUCUGA